GCCAUAUUGGUUUAUAUACUAAACUGGAAAAGGUUGAGUGGUACCUUUAUGCAAGGACGUUUAAAACUUUGAAGAAGAAAUGCAUUACAUAAAAUAAUGGCAACAAGACAAUCGAGAAGCUCGUAUGGGCGGGCAUUUUCUGCCGGUCCCAGUCAGAUAUUGACACCAACACCAUCUGACUCCGAAAAGAGGUACCCAGAAAUCAAACAACGAGGAUUUUAUUCGGACAUUAUUGGGACUGAUGCAGCCACUGCUGUUUCUGAGGAAGCGGCCAGUGGGCCUGAUACCAUUCAAGACACUCUGUGGAUCGUUGCCAAAGAAAAGCACACCCCAAGAGUGACAUCCUUCACUGUGCAUGAUGACUUUGAAGCAGCUCUGGAAGCACAGAAUUAUGGACCAAGCACGAAAAUCCGAGCCAUCACCGAUUUUCCACACAAAGCAUCCGAGCCAAAGGUACAGCUACCAUUUUAUACAAUACCUGGAGAAUGUCCCAGAAAGAUUGAAAUUGAAAGGCGACGGCGUCACUUUGCCAGUCUCAGUCUCCAGCAGUUACUCAAGGACCGCAACAUCCACACAGAGCUGUUGAUGCCCAAACAGCAGCCAGCUGACUUCGAGGUCAACCUGAAUAAUGACCCCGACAAUCCCGCCCCGUUUCCUCCCUACCUGCCUCUGGCUAUCUUCGACAAUGAGGAGUAUGACUGCCGCACUGCCGAAGAGUGGAUCUCGCUAGGGUUAGAGGACGGAGUCCGCAAACCAGUGCCGGGCAUUGCCCUGCUCCCCAGCAAUGAUGACGAUGCAUACAAGGACCCUACUGACAUGAGCAUUAUCUAUGACUGGUUCAAUGUUGGGGUGUUGGACUACGAUUUUACAAAGAAGCUCUUCUUGGUUCACAAAACAGUGGAUGGGCGUGUCAUCGACCAGGAUGGAAACCCUAUUAUCAACGGAGGAAUUGAGGAUGAUGGAACACGAUUCAUGUUACCCAAUCAGUUUUGGAUUCCGCGUGUUCGUCUCAUGUUUCUGGGUGAGGAUCCACAGAUCUUCGUGCAGCGAGUGGAAGAAGCAUUUGAGGCGCGGAAGAAGUGCGAGUCUGAACUGCGCUACCACCUGUACAUCGACUGCAUGCCGAUGGACGGUGUCGGGGAGCUCGACCAGGCUUCACUGAAGAGGAUGAUUGACUGGGCCAAGAGUGCCCCAGGACUGUCCAAGGAUCAGCAUGUUGAGGACUAUGUGCAGGUUCUGGAGAAAGAAGUAAACAUAGACUUCUGUCGCUCGAUGAACCGAAUCAUCUUUGAGAAAACCGUCGACGGGGAUCCACUGACCUUCGCUUUCGUCACGGUUCCAGAAUUAAUGAAGAUGCUCGUCCCAGAAAGAGGUUGCAGCAUUGACGUUCCUGUGUACCCGUUUGACGAGCAGUACGACCACUUCGCAUUCAACUCGCUGCUCACUCGUGAAGAGAGCAUCGAUGCCAUGGGCAAAGUGAGGACGGAGUGUAACAAGGUGGCCGGCAUGUCUCUAUUCCACAUCCCGACCGCUAAACCCAUGAGACUGGAGGAGUUUGAACAGACCCAGUCACAGGCUUCAUCACAGGUGUCUCUGUUUCUGAAGGACAGCUGGAUCACCACCCUGCGAGCCAGUAUCCGGACAUCGUUACGAGAUGUCGGCAAGGGCUGGUUCAACAUACACGAGACAAACUGGGAGGUCUACCAGAUCUCAAAACUGAAGAAGUUCAUGGAAAUGGUCAAGUUUAUCAUGCAGGACUCUCUGCGCUACCUGGUGCAGGACUCGCUCGUUAACUUCACACAGAUGGUGAUGGAUGGCUGCCACUCCACCCUCCAGCUCUCAGACGACUUCACCUGGGGCAAGGACGUCAUGUCAAGCACAUUCAGACCGAAGAAGAACGCUCUGUUUCUUGUUGACCUGGUGAUGGACCCACAUGGAGUCCACUACAGCACCAACCUGGUCUCCUUCGAAACAGUCCUUGUCUCACUGUUUGACCGGGGAAUACAGGCCACACAGAAUGUUCCACAGCUUGAAAAGUACAUCCUUGAAGACAUCUUCUGGUCGGGCACACCGCUGCUGGAGUCUGUGGGAGAACGGGAGCCUCCCGUGGAGGACCUGCGACAGACUGUGAGCGGCUCCGUCAAGAAGGCACUCAUCCCAAUGAAGGCGUACGCGCGGGAGUAUGAACCCUACCUCGAGCUGAUCAACAUGGACAUCAACCAUUACAUCAAGAGUUACGAGGCGGCGGGCCAUUCUGCGCCGGAGAUGAAGGCCGAGGUGGAGAUGCACCUCCAGAUGAAGGAGGUGAUCGAAAACACGAUUCCGACAAACAUCAUCAUCGGCCCGUUCUGGGUGAACACGGAGAACGUGCGGCAGGCGCUCGCCAAGAAAAGGAAGACGCUGAGCAACGCCGUUCUCGAACUGCUGGCCAGGCAGCUCCGCAGGCAGGCCGACGAGGCGUGUGAGGAGUUCAAGUCGUUCAGCCGCAAGCUGUAUGAGAAGCCCAAUUGUGUGGAGGAGCUCUUUGAAAUGAGGGAGUGGAUGAAGGGGAUCCCCGAGAAACUCAAAGAACACCAGGAAAACAUUGACAAGGCUAUGGCAGACUACGAACUGAUUGAAGAGUUCUACUACAGUCUGCCCACGGAUGACUUCAACGCAAAAUGGACAGCCAUCGGUUGGCCACACAAGAUUGAGCAUCAAAUGGAACAGACGUACGCCCAGCUGGACGAAGACGAGGAGAGAUUCCGCAAACUGCAACAGUCAGACCAGACCAACUUUGAGGACCGGCUUGAUACCUUGCAGAUGGUGGUGGCAGGAAUGGCGGCUCACGGAGAGAAACAGAAGGCUCACGAGAUCGCCAAUGAGGUGCGGCGCGUUAACAAACAGCUCAAGGAAGCCCAGCAUCUCGCUCAGACCUACAACAACCGCGAACGACUGUUCGGCCAGCCCGUCACAAACUAUGACAAGCUGACGAAGCUGGUGAAGGACUUUGAGCCGUUCCGCAACCUGUGGAUUACGGUGUCCGACUGGCUGCGGUGGAACGAGAGCUGGAUGAACGACCCGCUGACCACUAUCAACGCCGAGGACGUCGAGAAGAACGUCAAUGAGGCCUACAAGACGAUGCACAAGUCCGUGAAGAUCUUCCAUGAUAUACCGAGUGUUCAGCAAGUUGCUUUGGAAAUCAAAAAUGAGAUUGAAGAAUUCCGUCCUAAGAUACCUUUGAUUCAAGGUCUGCGUAACCCAGGCAUGAGACACAGACAUUGGGAUCUGCUGUCCGAGGAGCUGGGAUUCCCGCUGCAGCUGAAGGCCAACCUGACGUUCUCCAAGUGUCUCGAGAUGAACCUGCAGGACCACAUCACAACCAUCUCCAAGGUGGCCGAGGUCGCCGGCAAGGAGUACUCCAUAGAACAGGCUCUUGACAAGAUGGAGAAGGAGUGGGAGCCGGUGCUGUUUGAGAUCAUGCCGUACAAGGAGACGGGCACCUUCAUCCUGAAGAGUUCCGAGGACACGUCGCAGCUGCUGGACGACCACAUCGUCAUGACUCAGAGUAUGUCGUUCUCGCCCUACAAGAAACCCUUCGAGGACCGCAUCAACAACUGGGAGGACAAACUCAGAACGACACAGGACGUGCUGGACGAAUGGCUGCAGUGUCAGCGCUCGUGGCUCUACCUGGAGCCGAUUUUCAGCUCGGAGGACAUCAACAGACAGCUGCCUGUGGAGAGCAAACGAUACCAGACCAUGGAGCGCAUGUGGCGCAAGAUCAUGAAACAUGCCAAGGAAAACCCACAGGUUAUCUCGCUGUGUCCAGACAACCGCCUGCUGGACAACCUGCGUGAGUCCAACAAGCUGCUCGACCAGGUGCAGAAAGGUCUGAGCGAGUACCUGGAGACGAAGCGCACCGCCUUCCCCAGGUUCUACUUCCUGUCCGACGACGAGCUGCUCGAGAUCCUCUCACAGACAAAAGACCCGACCGCGGUCCAGCCCCAUCUCAGAAAGUGUUUUGAAAACAUCGCCAAGCUGCGGUUUGAGGAUGACUUGAAGAUCACGAGGAUGUACUCGGGAGAAGGGGAGGAGGUGGCGUUCCGUGAGUCGCUCUAUCCAAACGGGAACGUGGAGGACUGGAUGUUGGAGAUCGAGAAGACGAUGAAGGAGAGUCUCAGAAUGAUCAUCAAGGACUCGCUGCAGGACUACAAAACACGCCCUCGUACCGAGUGGGUGCUGUACUGGCCUGGUCAGGUGGUGAUCGCUGCAUGUCAGACGUACUGGAGCCUGGAGGUGACGGAUGCCCUGGAGCAGAAUGGGAUCGAGGCAUGCUACAAGAUCCUGCUGUCCCAGCUGGAUGACCUGCGAGACCUGGUGCGGCAGGACAUCAGUAAGAUUGGCCGCAUGACGCUGUCCGCCCUCAUCGUGGUGGAGGUGCACGCGCGUGAUGUUGUCGCCAAGAUGGUAGAGGAGGACAUCCACAAUGCCAACGCCUUCGAGUGGAUCAGCCAGCUCAGAUAUUACUGGAUGGAAGAUGAAAAUCUCUACAUUCGAGCGGUCAAUGCCCAGUUCCCGUACGGAUAUGAGUAUCUGGGAAACACUGGCCGGCUGGUUAUCACCCCUCUCACAGACAGGUGUUACCUCACACUGACUGGCGCUCUACAUCUCAAGUUUGGUGGUGCCCCUGCGGGACCGGCUGGAACGGGAAAGACAGAAACAACAAAAGAUCUUGCAAAGGCGUUUGCCAUCCAGUGCGUUGUGUUCAACUGCUCUGACCAGCUGGAUUUCAUGGCCAUGGGGAAAUUCUUCAAGGGUCUUGCCAGUUCUGGCGCGUGGGCAUGUUUCGAUGAGUUUAACCGCAUCGACGUCGAGGUGUUGUCUGUUGUGGCGCAGCAGAUCGCCACCAUACAAAAAGCCCAGCAGCAGAGGGUGGAUCGGUUCAUCUUUGAAGGAGUUGAGUUGGUCUUGAAGGCUUCUUGUGCCGUCUUCAUCACCAUGAACCCAGGAUAUGCAGGCAGAACUGAACUGCCAGACAACCUCAAAGCCCUGUUCCGUCCUGUGGCCAUGAUGGUUCCAGAUUAUGCCCUGAUUGCCGAGAUCAGUCUCUUUUCCUUUGGCUUCUCAGAGGCAAGAAACCUGUCAAAGAAGAUUGUCACAACAUUCAAACUGUCUUCAGAACAGCUUAGCUCCCAGGACCAUUAUGACUUUGGUAUGCGAGCUGUGAAAAGUGUCAUCUCGGCCGCGGGAAACCUCAAGCGACAGUAUCCAGACAUGAACGAGGAGCUGAUUGCGCUGCGUGCGAUCCGAGAUGUGAACGUACCCAAGUUCUUGGUGGACGAUCUCAAACUCUUCAGUGGCAUUGUGUCCGAUCUGUUCCCCAACAUCAAGGAGGAACCCAUUGACUAUGGCGCACUUGAAACAUCCCUCAACAAGAGCUGUCUUAAGGCUGGACUCAAAGAUGUUGACGGUUUCAUCAAGAAGUGUAUCCAACUGUAUGAGACGACGGUUGUUCGACAUGGUCUUAUGUUGGUCGGGCCAACGGCUUCAGGGAAAACUAAGUGUUACGAGAUCCUUCAGAAAGCGAUGUCCUCACUGAAGGGCCAGCCGUCUCCAGCAGGUAUAGACUUUGAAACUGUGUUGACCUUCAUCCUGAACCCAAAGUCUAUCACCAUGGGCCAGCUGUACGGAGAGUUUGACGUACUCACACAUGAAUGGACGGAUGGUAUUUUGUCGUCUCUGAUCCGCGGCGGUGCGUCAGCGGCUGACACUGACUACCGGUGGUUUAUCUUUGACGGGCCGGUUGACGCGGUGUGGAUUGAAAACAUGAACACUGUGCUGGAUGACAACAAGAAACUCUGUCUGAGCAGUGGAGAAAUCAUCAAACUGUCUGACGGGAUGACAAUGAUGUUUGAGGUAGCAGAUCUAGCCGUGGCAUCCCCAGCAACUGUCAGCCGUUGUGGUAUGGUGUACCUGGAGCCCAGCUACAUUGGUCUCGAGCCAUUCGUCGAGUGCUGGCUGAAAAAACUCCCCAACAACAUUUACCCACACCGGGACAAACUGCAGACCCUCUUUGAUCAGUUCAUGCAGCCAGCUCUGAAGUUUCUGCGUUUGCAGAUGAAGGAGAUCGUCUCCACGGUGGACGGGAAUCUCGUGUUCAGCGUCCUCAAACUGCUCGACUGCUUCUUCUCACCUUUCAUUCCUAAAGAGGCUCGACGACGCAAAGUGGGAGACAAGCCAAUUCCGGAGCACCGCCUGAAGCGAGUUGAAGAACUCAUCGAGCCGUGGUUCAUCUUCUCCGUGGUGUGGAGCAUCGGAGCCACGUGCGACAACGACUCGCGCAGCAAGUUCUCCGACUGGCUCAGAGAGAACAUGAAGAAACACGAGUGCCACCUGAUGUUCCCUGAUGAUGGUCUAGUGUAUGACUAUGUCUUGGAUGAUGUUGGAAUCAGCAGCCCGGAGAUGGAUGAAGAAGAAGAAGAUAGCACCAAGAAUAAGGAGGUUCAGUGGCGCAGUUGGAUGUACAACCAGCCAGAGUUCUCCAUCAGUCCAGAUAUCCGCUACUCGGACAUCAUUGUGCCCACCAUGGACACCAUCCGCAGCGCUCACAUCCUCGAGAUGCUCGUCACCAAUAACAAAACAGUGUUGAGUAUCGGACCCACUGGAACAGGCAAGACACUGACAAUUGCCGAUAAGCUUUCUCGUAACCUGCCAAAAGAAUACAUUCCAGACUUCAUAGUCUUCUCAGCGAAAACCAGCGCUAACCAGACCCAAGAUCUGAUUGACGGCAAGUUAGACAAGAGACGUAAAGGUGUGUUUGGUCCGCCGCUGGGUAAAUACUUCAUCUUCUUCAUUGACGACCUGAACAUGCCUGCACUCGAGGUGUACGGAGCACAGCCCCCGAUCGAGCUGCUGCGCCAGUGGAUGGACUUCGAUGGCUGGUACGACCGCAAGGCCAUUGGCGAGUUCCGCCACCUCGUGGACGUGAACUUUGUGUGUGCGAUGGGCCCACCAGGUGGCGGCCGGAACCCCGUGACAUCCAGGAUCCUCCGACACUUCAACUUCCUCGCGUUCACCGAGAUGGAGGACUCGAGCAAACGGAAGAUCUUCGGAGUCAUCCUCAAGUCAUGGACAGACCAGGCGUCUGGCUUGCGGGAGUACACUGAUCAGAUGGUAAACACAUGUAUCUCGAUGUACAACAAGAUCACUAAUGAGCUGCUACCGACACCAGCCAAGAGUCACUACACGUUUAACCUGAGAGAUCUGUCCAAGGUCUUCCAGGGAAUCCUCAUGAUGGAUCCAACCAAAAUCACAAACCUGCCAGAUUUCCUGCGCCUGUUCUACCACGAGAGUUGCCGCGUGUUCCAGGACCGUCUGGUCAACAACCAGGAUCGCCAGUGGUUCGAGGAUCUGCUCAUAGAGAAGAUGGAGACGGACUUCAACAUGCAGUUCACAGACGUCGUGUCUCAGAAACCGGUCCUUUAUGGAGACUUCAUGCAGGCUGCCGCUGUCGACAACCGGCCAUACCUAGAAAUACCAGAUCACGAAAAGCUGGUGCGAGUGCUUGAGGAGUACCUGGAGGACUACAAUCAGAUCAACACGGCCCAGAUGAAGCUGGUUCUCUUCAUGGAUGCCGUGCAGUACAUCUGUCAGAUAUCUCGCAUUAUCCGCCAACCGCUUGGAAAUGCUCUGCUGCUCGGUAUGGGCGGCAGUGGACGGCAGAGUCUGACGCGACUCUCUGCUCACAUGGCCGAGUUUGACUGCUUUCAGAUUGAGUUGUCAAAGAACUAUGGAUUUGCCGAGUGGCGAGAAGAUUUGAAGAAUGUGAUGAUGAAAGCUGGUUUGGAUAACAAGCCCAUGGUGUUCCUCUUCAGUGACACCCAGAUAAAGAGUGAAUCGUUCCUUGAGGACAUCAACAACAUCUUGAAUGCGGGCGAUGUGCCCAACAUCUACGGGUUUGACGAGUUGGAUCAGAUCUAUACAGCAAUGAAGCCAAUCUGUCUGGACGUGGGGCUCACACCAACCAAGACAAACCUCUUCUCCCAGUACACCAAGAGAGUGCGCAGUAACCUCCAUACAGUGAUAACCAUGAGUCCUCUGGGCGAAGUGUUCCGUUCUCGUCUUCGUCAGUUCCCAGCCCUGGUAAACUGCUGCACUAUAGAGUGGUUCAGUGAGUGGCCGGAGGAUGCCCUCAAGUCAGUGGCGCUCCGAUUCCUCGGAGAUAUUCCAGAUCUUGACAGUUCCGAUGAAGUUCUUAAUGGCCUGGUAUCCGUAUGUCAGGAAAUCCACCAGUCUGUAGCCCAGAAUUCAAAGCGUUUCCUCGCUGAGUUGUCUCGCUACAACUACGUGACACCAACAAGUUACCUCGAGCUACUGGGAAUCUUCUCCAAGUUGGUUGGGAUGAAGAAAAUGGAACUGAACACAUCACGGAAACGACUCAAGACUGGUCUAGACAAGCUGCUGACCACAGCUGAUGAGGUUGCUAAGCUGCAGGAAGAGCUGGCGACGAUGCGCCCGCUAUUGGAGGAAGCUGUCAAGGAGUCCAUACAAACCAUGGAGAAGAUCUCUGUAGACACUGCUGUGGCAGAAGAGACAAAAGCUAUAGUGCAGAAGGAAGAGGCUCAAGCCUCGGUGAAGGCAAAGGAGACUCAGGCAAUCGCUGAUGAUGCACAGCGUGACCUCAAUGAAGCCCUCCCUGCUCUGGAUGCUGCCCUCGCCAGUUUGAAGUCUCUCAACAAGACUGACGUGGUGGAGGUGCGUGCGCUGCAACGACCCCCUGAUGGCGUGCGCAUGGUCAUUGAGGCGGUCAGCAUCAUGAAGUCUGUGAAGCCAAAACGAAUCCCUGGAGACAAGCCGGGCGUCAAGGUGGAUGACUACUGGGAGCCAGGCAAGGCUCUGCUGCAGGACCCGGGCAAGUUCCUCGAGAGUCUCUUCAAGUAUGACAAGGACAACAUCCCCGACGAGGCCAUCAAGCGCAUCCAGCCGUACAUCGACGACGACGCCUUCCAGCCGGCCAACAUCGCCAAGGUGUCCAAAGCCUGUACAUCCAUCUGCCAAUGGGUGCGCGCCAUGCACAAGUACCAUUUCGUAGCCAAGGGUGUGGCACCCAAGCGGGAGAAGCUGCGCGUCGCCCAGGAGGAACUGGCAGAGACGCAGCGCAUCCUGGAUGAGGCAAAGGCAAGGCUGCAGGAGGUGGAGGAUGGCAUCGCGACUCUGCAGGCCAAGUACGACGACUGCGUGCGCAAGAAGGAAGAUCUCGAGUUCAAGUGUGCCGAGUGCGAGGGCAGACUCACCAGGGCUGACAAGUUGAUUGGUGGUCUGGCUGACGAGAAGGAGAGAUGGAAGGAAUCGGUCGAGCGGCUCGAGAACAUCAUUGACAACAUUGUGGGCGACGUUCUCAUUUCAUCAGGAUUCAUCGCCUACCUCGGACCAUUUUCAGGUGAAUAUCGUGCUGAUAUGCAAGCGGAGUGGAUUGUGGAGCUGGAUAAGUUCAAGGUGCCGCGGACAGAGGACCCAACACUCGUCUCCACGAUGAGCGACCCGGUCAAAGUGCGCAACUGGCAGAUCGCCGGUCUGCCUAAAGACAGUCUGUCGGUGGAGAACGGGGUCAUCGUCCAGUUCUCCAGCCGCUGGCCACUCUUCAUCGACCCACAGGGCCAGGCCAACAAGUGGGUGAAAAACAUGGAACGUGACAAUUCUAUCGAUGUGAUCAAACUGUCUGACAGAGAUUUCCUCCGAAGUCUAGAAAAUGCUGUGCGAUUUGGCAAACCAUGUCUUCUGGAGAACAUUGACACUGAGCUUGACCCUGCCUUGGAGCCCAUCCUCCUGAGACAGACGUUCAAACAACAAGGUAGCACAGUUAUCAAGCUGGGAGAUGCUGUUAUUCCAUACCACGACGACUUCAAGUUCUACAUCACAACCAAACUUCCAAACCCACACUACACGCCAGAGGUGUCGACAAAAGUGACACUCGUCAACUUCACGCUCUCUCCUAGGUCAGUACAUGGUGGAUAUUGUUGUAGCAGAUCAGCGAAGGUGGCCGUGGCUGAACAGACAGAGAAGGACAUCGACCAGACGAGGAGUCAGUACAUCCCGGUGGCCGUCAACACUCAGAUUCUCUUCUUCUGCGUGGCUGACAUGGCCAAUAUCGACCCCAUGUACCAGUACUCACUCGAAUGGUUCAUCAACAUCUUCCUCGGGGGCAUCGCCAAUGCAGAGCGAGCCGACAACAUUCCACAGCGUAUAGAGAACAUAAACAAGUACUUCACGUUCAGCCUGUACAGCAAUGUGUGCCGCAGUCUGUUUGAGAAACACAAGCUGCUGUUCGCCUUCCUCGUCUGUGUGAGAAUCAAGAUGCACAACGGACUCAUCAACAUGGAGGAGUGGAGGUACCUAAUAGCAGGUGGAACGUCCAAACCAGAAGAAAUGUCAAACCCUGCCCAUGAGUGGAUGUCGGAUCGCUCCUGGAAUGAUAUCCUUACUCUCCCUUCUUUGCCAAAGUUUGCUGACUUUGCCCAUGAUUUCCAACACAAUCUUGAAGGCUUCAAGAUGAUAUUUGACAGUCCAGAACCUCAUCGGGAGGAACUGCCAGGGCAAUGGAAGGAGAAUUUGGACAAAUUCCAGGGGAUGAUUGUUCUCAAGUGUCUGCGUCCAGACAAAGUGUCACACUGCAUGCAGGACUUCGUGGCUGACAACCUCGGACAGCGUUUCAUUGAGCCCCAGACGACCGACCUGCACCUCGUGUACAAGGACUCAUCCCCCACCACACCCCUGGUGUUCGUCCUGUCACAGGGAACAGACCCAGCCGCAGAUCUAUACAAGUUCGCUGAGGAAAUGAGAUUUGCGAAGAAGCUGUCGGCCAUAUCACUUGGACAGGGACAGGGGCCGCGUGCGGAAGCAAUGAUGCGGAGUGCGAUGGAGCGUGGGAAGUGGGUCUUCUUCCAGAACUGUCACCUCGCCCCCAGCUUUAUGCCGGCCCUCGAACGCCUCAUUGAACAGAUCGACCCAGACAAGGUUCACCGUGAUUUCCGUCUUUGGCUGACCAGCAUGCCGAGCGAUAAGUUCCCCGUAUACAUCCUCCAGAAUGGAUCGAAGAUGACCGUGGAACCCCCGAGAGGAAUCAAGGCCAACCUCCUCAAGUCGUACUCUGGCUUCAACGAUGAGUUCCUUAAUGCCUGCGGAGACAAGAAAGAAAAGAAUGCGGUAUUCAAACACCUGCUGUUGUCUCUCUGCUUCUUCCACGGUGUCAGCAUCGAGAGGAGGAAGUUCGGACCUCUUGGGUUCAACAUCCCGUAUGAGUUCACUGAUGGCGAUCUGCGCAUUUGUGUCAGUCAGCUCAAGAUGUUCCUCAAUGAGUACACGGACAUCCCAUUCAAAGUUUUGAGGUACACGGCCGGUCACAUCAACUACGGUGGCCGCGUCACGGAUGACUGGGAUCGCCGCACUCUGAUGAACAUCCUCAAUGACUUCUACUCACCAGACGUCCUCGAUGAAGAGCACAUGUACUCGGAGUCGGGCAUCUACCGGCAGAUCAGCCCACACCUCGACCAUAAUGGCUAUACUGCCUACAUUAAGAGCUUGCCAAUCAACGACACUCCAGAGAUCUUUGGUCUUCAUGAAAACGCCAACAUCACGUUUGCUCAGAAUGAGACUACGAUGAUGUUGUCUGGUCUGCUCGAACUACAGCCCAAGACAGCCACAGGUGGCGGCAAGUCGCGAGAAGAGAUAACGGAAGAGACCUCGCAACACAUCCUGGAGCAGGUUCCUCUCCCGCUCGAUAUGGGGCCCAUUGUGGAGAAAUACCCAGUCCUGUACGAACAGUCGAUGAAUACAGUACUCGUGCAGGAGGUUAUACGAUACAACCGAUUACUUGGCAUUAUUCACCAGAGUAUAAAAGAUCUGUUGAAAGCAUUGAAGGGUUUGGUUGUCAUGUCCAUGGAGUUGGAGAAAAUGUCAAACAGCCUCUUCAAUAACAUCGUCCCAGAGAUGUGGGCCAAACAGGCGUAUCCAUCUCUGAAACCACUGGCAUCGUGGGUAGCAGAUCUUGUGUCAAGAAUGGCCUUCAUUAAUGACUGGAUAACACAUGGAAUCCCUCCUGUGUUUUGGAUCUCGGGAUUCUUCUUCCCCCAGGCCUUCUUGACGGGUACUCUGCAGAACUAUGCUAGGAAGAUGGUUAUCUCUAUCGACACCAUCACAUUCGCGUUCAAGGUGCUGCGUGAGAGUUACUCGGAGUUGACGGAGGCGCCUCAGGAUGGGUGCUACAUCCGCGGCCUGUUCCUGGAGGGUGCGCGCUGGGACGGCGUGGAGCAGGUGCUGGCCGAGUCGAAGCCCAAGGAGCUGUACACCGAGGUCCCCGUCUUCUGGCUCAUCCCAGAGUCGAACCGCAAACCCUUGGAGACUGGCAUAUAUGAGUGUCCUGUCUACAAGACACUCACACGAGCAGAUGGUGCGACGAUCGACAGGGUCCCAGAAAUCUGGUUUGUCUCUGACUGGCUUCAGGUUAUAAGCGACCAACUGAGUGACUUGAAAUACGUAUCACUGUUCUCUGUGGCUGGAACCACCCGCUGUAUGAUCGUGUCCGACUUGUCCUAG
This is a messenger RNA of Gigantopelta aegis, 12570 nucleotides long. RefSeq names its product dynein heavy chain 1, axonemal-like. Lineage: Eukaryota; Metazoa; Mollusca; Gastropoda; Neomphalida; Peltospiridae. The coding region runs from base 97 to 12570 and encodes 4157 amino acids. Gene Ontology annotation, cellular component: dynein complex. The record is from RefSeq and is a predicted model, not a curated record. The transcript has 80 exons. Gene Ontology annotation, biological process: microtubule-based movement. Gene Ontology annotation, molecular function: dynein intermediate chain binding; dynein light intermediate chain binding; minus-end-directed microtubule motor activity.